AUGACACCUUCGGAAAUUGCUAACAAGGCCCUCGACUCCACGCUUGAGGUUGUACAAUCGCUGAUGAAGCGCUGUAUGAAAUUAAAGGAAAGUGACCCAGCCGCAUUGAUAAUCUCGGAUGAGAUCGCUAGACGGGUGGCAAAAGAUUUGAAGCUUUACGGGGGAACCGCCACAUCGUUCUCCCCUCAGCUGCUGUCUUUUGCAGCCGUAGUACGGCAGCAUUCAAAAGCUGGAAAAUUUGUAUCAUUGCCCGACUGGAACUCCGUGACGGACAACGACCAGCACAUCAAGAUGCACCCACUGUUCCACAAGAAUAUCUACUCCCUCACGCAUCCCGACGCAGAACCAGAACCCAGCAUGUCGUCAUCCACAGUCCCGCCGGAGCCGCGUUCAAUGAACGGGACCGUCGUGGAAACCUGUACGCCUCAACAUCUUGUCGCAUCAAAGGCCCCGCAUCCCAUUCAGUCACUCCAUGUUGUCCCUGAGGUGCAACCGAGGACAUCUGAGUGGCUAUCUCCUGUUGCACCAGUUGUGGAACCCAUGAUGUCUGGCGUCCGAAGCACCAUAACCCCUAUGGUCAUACCAGAACCAUCACCACCGGUUUUAAUGCCUCCCAUGACUGUCGGACAAAACAUGGGAAAUAUCAGAACGGUACGGCGGGCCUUCCCACCAACUGGUAACCCGCAGAAAAUGAAAACGGAAAUGGACGACAGCGAACCCCAACCACGCUGGAUAUCCUGGAAGCCGGUUCGGAAACGAAAGAGAAAGUUUGAGUCGGAUGAUGAGGAGACGAGUGCCACCAGUACCAUUCAUGUUAAGCAGAGGGCGUUGUCGGUGAAGGCCAGCCAUGCUGUCGCUCGGACAGACAUGCCCCCAUCUGACUUUGUGGACGAGAGAGGUUUUUGGGAUGCAGAAACCAGGCCUGCCAGAUGGGGUCUAGAUGCCACAGUUGCUACUGCGGUAGAGCAUUCCGUUCGCUACCAUCCCCACAAAUGUGACAAAUGCAUCAAAAUGGAUGUGCCAUGCAUUGUGUUGCCUGACAAGAAGUUCGGGUGUACAAGACUCGCUUGUGCAAACUGUGAUGAGAUGAAAAUUACCUGCGUGAUUGACGGCGCUGGUGUCUGGCAGAGGCUGCAAGCAAAGGCGCAGGGAGCUGCGAUGAAAACCGGCGUGAACGCACCACUCAAAUGUUCCAGGACACGUGCACCCAAGUCACGUGCGGCUGUCACAACACCUUUCAUAUCCACUCCUGCGAAGACAACUAAACUUUCCAGAUGUUUAUCCUCGCUUGUCCUACAGAAAGUUGUGCCGGACAAUCCACCGAUUGAGGUUGAGCAAGGACCAAUGAACUUGAUGCCGGAGAAGGCGCCACCGAAUAUGCAGCCAUUCAGAUCUCUGCAACUCCCACCGGUCGACAUGCCAGCACCAGUCCUACCAUCCGUACCAGCUACCCCCUCAGAGCCUGAACCCACCGCAAGAGCCAUAUUGCAAAGCAUCCAUGACCUUGGCAGGAGAUUCGAUCUCCUGGCAACCAAUGAGCGGAUGGAUGCUUUGGAUAUGAGGGUAGAUUCGGUAGAGCGGAGGAUCAGCCUGAGGCUGACGACGCUGGAGGAACGGUUCACCGUAUCUAAUGCGCAUCAGGAGUUGUUAUCACAGUCGAUCGGUAAUCUGUCUAUGUCCUCACAGGUGCACAGCAACAAUCCGGGUGCACAUCAUCCUCGCGCCCAUGGUAAUGCGCACACACCCCAGCACCUGCCAGAACCAACCAUCACUUUGUGGCUGACAAAUAAUCCUGCCGGUGAUGAACACCCAUGCAUCUCCACCAUAGGCAGGGAGUACACCCAUGCAUGGGACCAGUCCAUUAUGACAGAGGAAUUACUGCCAGAAAGUUUGAAGUCAGUUAUGACACCUCCCGCCCUGUGGGAAUUUAGCCAGUUGGUCGUUCUUUCUGCGCAGAUGUUUCAGAUUAUCUCGGACACUACGGAUGCCUGGGUUCAGUCGGCUGUUAGGGAAGCAUCACGACAAGGCCCGCAGCAUAUGGAUCAUCAUCGGUGA
Suillus discolor is the source of this 2055-nucleotide messenger RNA. RefSeq lists its product as uncharacterized. The transcript is spliced from 8 exons. The record is from RefSeq and is a predicted model, not a curated record. NCBI's taxonomy places the organism in Eukaryota, Fungi, Basidiomycota, Agaricomycetes, Boletales, Suillaceae. Bases 1 to 2055 code for a protein of 684 amino acids.